Acanthaster planci (crown-of-thorns starfish) is the source of this 2693-nucleotide messenger RNA. Its product is annotated as NXPE family member 3-like. The record is from RefSeq and is a predicted model, not a curated record. Lineage: Eukaryota; Metazoa; Echinodermata; Asteroidea; Valvatida; Acanthasteridae.
UUGCGAUGCAACGACCUUACAGAGUGUGCUCUUAGAUCUAUCCAACGUUAAUCAACCUGUUAGUCCAUCGAGUGCAAGAAGUGAAAAGGCACGGCGAAAAUUAUGACGUCCAACGGCAAACUUUCCAUAGGCUACAAAGAUACCAAUUACUGUACCAAUGUGUGGAGGAGGAAACCUUCUAUGAGGGGUUUGCUACUGUGGCUUGGGUUAGCGGGUAUGGGGUACCUAAUGCUGUCGUUUUUCACCACUGGCCAUGUACAGUUGUCAAAUCCACAACCAUCUCAAAGAAAGUUCUCCACACGUAUGCUUGGCUCUGUACAAAAUAUCAUCUCCAAUUACCUCGCUAAAUUGCCGAAUGUUACACCAGCAACACUUUCGAACCCAACAGUCGCUGGGAACUCCUUUUUCUACAUCCAGUACCCCAAGGCAAGUUACAAUGUAUGUGAUCAGCUGGCAUUGUACAUCGAAGCGAGGGACAAAACGAACAAGACGAAGACCAGAGGAGGUGAUUUUAUGUGGCCCUACCUGCAAACAGCCUCACUAAGCGCUAGUACCCCGGCAGACGAGCUGAUCGACCAUGGUAACGGUUCAUACGCCGCCCUCUUCACGCUAAACUGGGCCGGGGAAAUUGAGCCGUUUGUACGGUUCGUCCUCAGCUCCGAGCAGUCUUAUUCAGUGCGUAAAAUCAGGGACCGAAUACCUUAUAGGUUCGCUUACGAUGCCAUGUUCACUGACGGCAAAACCAUUGAAGUGACGCCAUGUCACAUUACGAAAGACAUCUACGUCGAUAAAGCGGCGAAAGAGUUGUCAUUGGCGUCGAAAGCAGAAGUUUGUGAUUUUUCUGACCCUAGGAUAGGUUCGACUUGGUAUUGCCUCAAGCCCAAAACUCUGUCCUGCUCCAAUCGUAGUCAGCAUCGUGGUAACAUAGAAAGAGGAAACAGUUAUCUUCAACAAGCGCUGCAAGACGAAAAAGUGUCGUUAGCAAAGCCAGAGAUGUUGCAGAACAUUGGGAAAGUACGCACGGUCAAAGUAAUGUCUAAAGUGAGUGACUCUGCUUGUCUGGAUUUACCGCCUUGCAAUUCCGGUCUUCCACCCAAGCGAGCAAACCGCGCCGCCGGAUACUACUUCAAAGAUUUAUGGAAGUCAAAGGUCUGCAUUGCCAGAGAACUCCAGCUAAAGGAAACUAUCGAGUGCCUUCGAAAUAAGCAUUUGUUUUUCAUCGGUGACUCCACCAUAAGGCAGUGGUUUUUGUAUCUUGUCUCACACCUUGGGCAAAAUAUGACAGAGUAUAAGAUAUGGACCAAGGAAGAUGUUAUUCAAAUGCAUAGACACGCUUUUGACAAAGUCCACAACAUCACACUGGAUUUUCGAUUUCAUUACUACCCGAUUCUUGGUAACUGGCUUAAUACAACUACUAUCUAUUCUGCAAUUGACUUGAUUGACAGUCUACCAGGUGGAAGGGACACAGUACUCGGUUUUACAAUGUGGGCUCACUUUACAUACACGAAUCUGACCUAUUACUUAUCUCGAUUGGAGCCCAUAAGAGAUGCCAUGAUACGCCUUCAAGAGAGAAGUGCUGGAAAAGCUACCGUUAUAAUCAAGUCAGCGAACACGGGCAUUUUACCUUACACGCCCGAAAUCACCGAGCUGUUGUCCUACGAUCUUGACCAAAUGAUGAGGGCAUUUUUCGCGGAAAUUCCUGGUGUCACCGUCAUUGACGUCUGGGACAUGACUGUAAGUCCCAGAGGUGAAUAUGACGUUCAUCCCUGUGAACUGGUUAUAAGAGAAGAGAUCAAGAUGGUACUGAAUUUCAUUUGCAGAGAGUGAAUCGUGUGUAGUGAAUCGUGCUCUUCUGCUGGCGUCGUUUUUAUGAGCUGCUUAAUUAAAAACAAUUUUAAUUCACCUAUUAUCUAAUACCAGGCCUAACUUUACUCUUUUCAUGCGGAACAUUUGCGAUUGAUUAAUUAGUCUAAUAGGUUUAUCACUGAAAAAUUGCCUGGGUUAAAUUCUAACCCAAGGAAGAGUGAAAACUGCAACUACCCAAACAUGGGCUGUAUUAACCCAAUUUGGGGAUGAGAAUUACUUUCUGUUUCCUUUCUUACCUUCAAACCAGUGGAUAUUAUUCACUGUUUGGCCAAAACAAGCCAGAACUUAAUUUUAUCACGCAAAUUGGGUUGAAACAAUCUAAACUAUUGGGUAGUUACAGUUUUCACCCUCCUCUGGGUUAAAAUUUAACCUAUAGGCAGUAUCUCAGUAGCAUGCGUGUAUUCGUCUUUAGUACGCGUGUCUACCUGGAGGUAGUUACGUGGCCCUCUGGGGUCGAUGUCUGCGGGACAGCGUUGAUUGAGGUAAUGUGCCGUCUGCGCAGUAUCAUCUACCCAGUGCUGAAUAGGGCAGAGUUGAAGAAUGGGAGGCUUUGAGACGCUUGAUGGCGACAAGCAUACCGGUCCCUUUUAGCAGUUCUGGGCAUACGUGUGUUGUUUUGAGCAUGCGUGCGAAGUUCGGAGCAUGCGUGCAAAGUUCUGAGCAUGUGAAAUACCUUUAAAAAGGACCAGUAUGUUUGCUGCCACCAGCAUCUCAAAGUCAUACACUGCUUGUCGAGUAAGUCGAAACGGUUUCGAUUGUUAUACAAUCGUAUAAAUCGCCAUUGUAUCCAAUAUUUUAUAAUAAAAGAAACGUAACAUGUUUCUUCU